AUGGCGAUCAUCCACGUCGUGAUGUUCGAGUUCAAACCCUCGACCGAGCUUUCCACAAUCCAAGACGCAUGCAACCGCAUGGUCGACCUCCGCAACCAAUGCAUCCACCCCGCAUCCAAGAAACCUUACAUCACGACUUCCUCCGGCGGGCGGCAGAAUAGUUCCGAAAGCACCAAGGCGGAUUAUUCGCACGCUUUCGUGGUGGAGUUCGCCAGCGAGGAGGACCGGAAGUAUUAUGUGGAGGAGGACCCGGCACAUUUGGAGUUCAAGAAGAGCUUGAAGGGGGUGGUGGAGAGGGUGGGGGUGGUAGAUUAUACUCCGGGUGUGUAUUAA
This is a messenger RNA of Letharia columbiana, 333 nucleotides long. RefSeq lists its product as uncharacterized. The record is from RefSeq and is a predicted model, not a curated record. Bases 1 to 333 code for a protein of 110 amino acids. The transcript has 4 exons. Lineage: Eukaryota; Fungi; Ascomycota; Lecanoromycetes; Lecanorales; Parmeliaceae.